UAAACGUAAACUUCCUUUGGUGCAACCGAAAGCAAGAUACACUUGUCAGAUGCUGACGACGAAUAUUUUUCAGAGGUGACACAAACAGAAAAGGAUGUUAAGUAGAAGCAGCAUAGAUGAGGCAAACAGGCAUCUGUAUGCCAUGCAUCAACAAAUCCAGUCCUUAGAAGGAAUGAUUCAGCAGCAGAAUCAGGAAUUACUGGACCGUGAUCAGCAGCUAGUGCAAUUAGAAGAGAACAAAAAUCGGGAAAUACAGACUUUAAAAAAACGAGUUCAGCAACUAGAAGAGGAGGCAGAAGUCCGUGAGUCAUCAAUUCAGGACCUUAAAGGAAGUGUCAGUCACCUCCAGUCAGUCUUACAAUUCCUACCAUGUGUCAGGGGACUCUUAAAGGAAAUGGAACACUCAGCAGCAAAAACAUCUCAGGAAAAUUCCCUGUCUAAUCACACAGACAGUCAUACAGACGAAGCGAUGGUAAAUCACAGCAAUAGUGUGUCUCCUGGAAAUGUCACCUCAAAGAGGGAGAAGGAGUAUUACUUUUGAUAAAUGGCAGGUUUCAUAGUACACUUCUAAUUUACACAUGAUAAUUUAUAUCUACUUCGACUAGGUGUACUUAAGUACAUACAGUUUAUUGGCAAUAUUUUUAAUCCAUUCAGUGUUGUAUACAAUACAAGUAUUAUUACAUAUAUUUAAUACCUUUUUCUUCACUUAUUUUUAAGUCACAGAUGUGUGAUAUGAAACUGCUGAUUUGAUCUUUUGUUUAUUUUGAUAUCUUUUAAAUUUUCUAAAAUCAGCUUAUUAGAUAUCAACAAUACAGCUGAAAUGUAUCAUGAUAUACUGUGAUACACUGAGGAUGUUUCAUGAUAUGUAUCAUAUUAAUAUAACACCUAACACAUUUUUAUAUGAAUUAUGUCUCCGAUCUGAAAUGAGAAAGUGUUAUAUGCUAUAAGAAUAAACAAAAUGUAGAUUUUGUUUUUAAGAAUCAAAAUUUGAUAAGGUCGGAAACAAGUCAAAAUGGGUCAAAAUUGUAAUUUUACUAAAUUAGUACAGAAAAUCACUUGCAUUUAAAAGACUGAUAAUAAUAUAAAUGAUUCUAAGAGCAAAGAAAUUUUCUGAUGCAAGGCUAAAUCCUAGGUGGUGUCAUUUCUUUUUAGCAGGUUUUUUUUUUAAAUCUUGUUAGUGGAUAUUAAGUUAUUACCUUUUAAUAAUUUUUCAAAAAUAAUAAAAUGAAUGUUAUGGUACCAUAUAUU
Molecule: messenger RNA, 1248 nt
Organism: Saccostrea echinata
Lineage: Eukaryota; Metazoa; Mollusca; Bivalvia; Ostreida; Ostreidae
Exons: 2
Coding region: 95-541 (148 amino acids)
Source: RefSeq, a predicted model, not a curated record